CCACAGUGAAAGUGGACCUCAAAACGGAACUAACGGUUGGUAUCUGGUGCGUUCUGGUGGCCAGUCAGCAUUUCCGUGAUAGAUUUAGAGAUCCACAUGAUAAGCUGGAGCAUCGGCCUCUUUCACGUAAUUUCGAACUCUCCUCGUACGUAUCUCUUGAUAAUUCCUAUAACUAUAAGCUUCUUUCUCUCGCUGAUCGGAUACUACCAUAGACUAACCCAAUCACACUCUCCACAGAAUAAUGGAAUCGGCCACCCAAGCUCUCUCCAAGCUAAAUAUCAAUGGCGAUUCCGUUCCCAAUUUACAGAAAAACCUCAGCCUCUUCUCCCCUGAGCAGAUUGAACUGGCGAAGAUGUUAGUGGAGAUGGGGCAGAGUCAUCUGUUUCAGCAUUGGCCUGAGCCUGGUGUUGAUGAUGAGGAGAAGAAAGCUUUCUUUGAUCAGGUGGCUCUGCUCAAUUCAAGCUAUCCUGGAGGUUUGGCAUCAUAUAUUAAAACAGCAAGAGAACUCUUAGCUGAUUCAAAAGCAGGAAAGAACCCUUUUGAUGGAUUUACACCUUCUGUUCCAAUAGGAGAAAACCUGAAUUUUGGUGAUGAAAACUUUAUCAAAUUUGAGGAGGCAGGAGUUAGAGAAGCCCAGAAUGCUGCAUUUGUUCUAGUUGCAGGUGGGCUUGGGGAACGUCUUGGAUACAAUGGAAUAAAGGUGGCUCUUCCAAUGGAAACUACAACAGGAACUUGUUUUCUGCAGCAUUACAUUGAGAGCAUUCUGGCUCUUCAGGAAGCUAGCUGUAGACUGACACAAGGUAAAUAUGAAAGGGAUAUUCCUUUUGUUAUCAUGACAUCUGAUGAUACACAUGCGCGUACAUUACAGCUUUUAGAAUCAAAUUCUUACUUUGGAAUGAAACCAUCACAAGUAAAUCUUCUUAAGCAGGAAAAAGUAGCAUGCUUAGAAGAUAAUGAUGCCAGGCUUGCAGGGGAUCCACAGAACAAGUACAGGAUUCAGACCAAACCACAUGGCCAUGGUGAUGUGCAUUCACUUCUUUAUUCUAGUGGCCUUCUUAAUAAAUGGAUCGAUGCUGGUUUGAGGUGGAUUCUAUUUUUCCAAGAUACGAACGGGCUUCUAUUCAAGGCAAUUCCAGCUUCAUUGGGUGUUAGUGCCACCAAACAAUACCAUGUUAACUCUCUUGCUGUUCCUCGGAAAGCUAAAGAAGCAAUUGGAGGAAUUACCAGGCUUACUCAUGCUGAUGGUCGGUCAAUGGUGAUUAACGUUGAAUACAAUCAGCUUGAUCCUCUGCUUAGAGCGACUGGGCAUCCUGAUGGAGAUGUCAACUGUGAGACAGGCUAUUCUCCUUUCCCAGGAAAUAUAAACCAAUUGAUUUUGGAACUUGGUCCUUAUAUUGAGGAGCUCAAGAAAACAGGAGGUGCUAUUAAGGAGUUUGUUAACCCUAAAUACAAAGAUUCCAGCAAAACUUCAUUCAAGUCUUCAACUCGGCUUGAAUGUAUGAUGCAAGAUUAUCCAAAAACAUUGCCCCCAUCAGCAAGGGUUGGAUUUACGGUGAUGAAUACGUGGCUUGCUUAUGCGCCUGUGAAGAGCAAUCCUGAGGAUGCUGCUAAGGUACCUAAGGGAAAUCCAUAUCACAGUGCGACUUCUGGAGAAAUGGCCAUCUAUCGUGCAAACAGCCUCAUCCUCAGAAAGGUUGGUGUCAAAGUGGAUGAUCCAGUUCAACAGGUGUUCAAUGGGCAAGAGGUGGAAGUGUGGCCUUGUAUUACAUGGAAUCCAAAAUGGGGAUUGACAUUUUCAGAGGUCAAAAGUAAAGUUAGUGGAAGUUGCUCCAUCUCUCAAAGGUCUGUGAUGGCCAUUAAGGGUGUUAAUGUCUUUUUAGAGGACCUUUCCUUGGAUGGAGCUCUUGUGAUUAAAUCUGUUGAUGAAGCAGAGGUAAGAAUAGGAGGUUCCUUGCGGAACAAAGGUUGGAUCCUCGAAAAUGUUGAUUACAAAGAUACUUCAGUACCUGAGGAGAUAAGGAUCAGGGGCUUCAGAUUCAACAAAAUCGAGCAGCUUGAGAAGCAUUAUAGUGAGCCUGGCAAGUUUGAUUUGAAGGCCUGAAGGUGAAUUUAUACAAGAGAUAACAUCAUCUCUAUUCAAGUAAAUUUUUUCCAUGCUCAACCAAUGUCUAAAGUCCAAACCAGUAAUAAAGUUUCUUUUGUGCUUUUGUUAUUAACAUCGGACUAGAAAUAGUUAGUAUUUCUGUUGUUUUUCCAAUUUAUUAAUUUAUUUAUUUUUGGGUUUCAAAUUUCUUAUUCAUUUCUUUUUUUUUUGAAGGAAUAACAAAUAAUACAAGAAUAUUGUUCAGCAUAAAAAGCUUUUCCUACAUUUAAAUGAGGGCUAUUCUGUGUUUUGUUAAGUCUACAUGCACUUAAAACUUUGGAUAAGUUAAGGCUCUACUGUUUUGGUCAAGAUAUAGAGCUAGUGAAAAUUGCUUGUAUUUUAGAUGUCUCUAGCAUGCAUAUAGGACUUGCUCCAAGUUCCAUUUCUAUUUUGGCCUUAGCAAUGAGAUUACAAAGGCUGGCUUUGUCGGCGGGCAUGUGUGGGUUUACUCGAUUGAGGGGAAAAAAAAGGUGAAUGGACAACAUUGGGGAAAAAGGCUACAAUUUAGGUGCUAAAUUUAGACACAUUCCUUCUCUAUAUGAUGCUUCAUUUGAGCUUUGCCUUCUUACAUGAAGAGGGUUAUUCACCUUUUGCAAACUAAAUGGGUAUGACUUUUGCUACCAAAUCAUGAUUCGGCUGUCUGUAACAUGUCCUCUGUUGAUUUUAUCUUCAUGUUCAAUGCUAAUGGAGCUCGAAGGUUAUUCGGGUUGAAGAAUGCAGCCCUGGUGCUGGUUUCUCUAGUUUUCACUGGAUCCAAUUAUCAUUCAUGGGCAAGGGCAAUGAAGAUGGCUUUGGCAUCCAAGAAAAAACUUCAAUUUGUUGAUGGCACAUUUACUACACCUCCUGCCAAAACUGAUCCAAUGUAUUCUACUUGGGAGAGAUGCAAUGUGAUAAUGUUAUUUGGAUCUCUGUCACCUGCAAUUGCCCAAAGUAUUCUCUGGAUUGAUAGAUAUGUUGAUGUGUGGAAUGAUUUGAAGGAUAGGUUUUCUCAAGGGGAUGUGAUUUGUAUAUCAAAUCUGCAAGAAGAAAUUUACAGUUUUAAGCAAGAGCAAUAUCAGAAGCUACUAUCCUUGAUUUAGGAUCAUUCUUUGACAGCACAACUUGUUCAUUCCACCAACCAAAUUACUACUCAACCAUCCACAUCCAAUAUUCAAGACCACAACCUUAUUUCCAACCAAUCAUCAGGAUCUGAUUACUUGGAAGAGGAUUGGUUUAGCUGAAGUUCAACAAGGGUUAUAUGUCUUACAUCAAUUGCCUUCACAAUCUGUUCCAACGACAGCUUCAAAUCUUACUGUCAAUUCCUCUUUUCCCCCAUUUGCUUUGUGGCAUUAUGGGCUUGCCUUCUAGCUCUAGAAUUUCUGUUAUAAAUAAGAUCUGUCCAUUUGUUUCUUGUAAUAAUGUACCCCAUACUUGUGACAUUUGUCUCUUUGCUAAGCAAAAGAAACUUCCUUUUCCU
Messenger RNA from Hevea brasiliensis (rubber tree), 3599 nucleotides. Its product is annotated as UDP-sugar pyrophosphorylase. Gene Ontology annotation, biological process: UDP-N-acetylglucosamine biosynthetic process. Gene Ontology annotation, molecular function: UDP-N-acetylglucosamine diphosphorylase activity. Bases 242 to 2101 code for a protein of 619 amino acids. The record is from RefSeq and is a predicted model, not a curated record. NCBI's taxonomy places the organism in Eukaryota, Viridiplantae, Streptophyta, Magnoliopsida, Malpighiales, Euphorbiaceae. The transcript is spliced from 20 exons.